This is a messenger RNA of Pseudogymnoascus verrucosus, 903 nucleotides long. RefSeq lists its product as uncharacterized. Lineage: Eukaryota; Fungi; Ascomycota; Leotiomycetes; Thelebolales; Thelebolaceae. The record is from RefSeq and is a predicted model, not a curated record. The coding region runs from base 1 to 903 and encodes 300 amino acids. The transcript has 4 exons.
AUGCCUACCAUCGAAGCAAAGACCAUCCAGGUCCCAAAGUCAUACAUGACCCCCUGUGACAGCGAUCUGCUAAUCACUAACCACCCUGUGUCCGCCCCAGGUGUUACGGCAAUCUUAAUCGUCACCCUGAACCGCCCUAAGAAGUACAACGCCAUGACCGUCCCGAUGAUCGAAGGCCUCCUGAUGGUCCUCCAGCAAAUUGACGUCGACAGCCGCGUGAAGUGCGUCGUUCUGACGGGCGCCGGCAAGGCGUUCUGCAGCGGCAUCGAUCUAAACCUUGAUGCGACAGCCGGGAAGCAGAUGCCUGUCGCCGACCUGCGGGAUAUUGGUGGGAGGCUAGCAUUAGCUAUGUAUAACUGCCGGAAGACGAUCAUUGUGGCAUACAACGGGCUAUCAGUAGGCAUAGGGAUGACAUCUACCCUUGCUGCGGGAAUUAGAAUCGCGUCCUCGAAAUCCGUCUUCGGCUUCCCCUUCUCUCGCAUCGGCCUCACAAUGGAAUCUGCGAGCUCUUUCUUCCUGCCUCGCAUGGUCGGCCACAGCAACGCAACCUACCUGCUCACCACAGGUAAGACGUACCACGCGGACUCCAAGGUCCUCGACGGGAUUUUCGCCGAGGUGCUCGCGGAGCCAGAGGAUGUGCUGCCGCGCGCAUUAGAACUGGCAUGCGAGAUCACCAAGGAGGUCAGCCUGAUGGCCGCGUACCUGAAUCGGCAACUGAUAUGGCGGGGCGCCGGGACAGCGGAGGAGGCACACUUGGUGGAUAGCCCGAUUUUGUUUGAUAUGUUUGGGGGACGUGAUCACCUAGAGUCGAAACGGGCGUUUUUUAAGAAGGAGAAGCCGAAAUUUAUCGAUGAGGUGGAGAAUGAUGCCCCGCGAGCUUAUCCGUGGUGGACAGAGCUGUGA